Molecule: messenger RNA, 3460 nt
Organism: Cicer arietinum (chickpea)
Lineage: Eukaryota; Viridiplantae; Streptophyta; Magnoliopsida; Fabales; Fabaceae
Biological process (GO): positive regulation of transcription by RNA polymerase II
Cellular component (GO): nucleus
Molecular function (GO): histone binding; RNA polymerase II transcription regulatory region sequence-specific DNA binding; chromatin binding
Source: RefSeq, a predicted model, not a curated record
UUAUCAUAUCAUACUUUAAUUUUCCUUAAUUUUAUUUAAUCCAUUUAUUUAUUAUUAUUUUUUUACUAAAUCCAUCGCCUCUUUCUUUCUCUGCUUUCCAUUUCCAUAAAGUUCGCGAACCAAGCCUUUUCGCUUCACUUCGUUCCCGCACUCUCUGCUUUCUCUCUCGCCCCAAAACCAAACCCUAACACUCACGAAUCUCACUCCUCUCUUUCGAAUCUCGUUUACUCUAUACCUCAGUCCUCUUCACCGAUCUCAGAUCUGUUUCUUUAAUUACUCAAUUCAUAUAUCUUUAAGGCGUUGAUUGCUUUGAUACGAAUCUAGAGUGAACGGAAAUUCAAGUGUGGCAUUGAAUUAUUCGUGAAUGCUGUGCGGUAGUUUUGUAUUUCUGGUAGUUAUUAUUGCAAGGUUUGAAUUCAUUCCCAAGGGCUCUGUUAUUUGAUUUUGAUGGGAGAAGAAGCGGUUUGUGUGCAAGCCUUGGUAGAUGGAAAUACGGAAAACAAUGAGGAAUUGAGGACGGAAUUGAAACGUGAGUAUAACCAAUGCGUUGCUGAUACUGAACCCAAUGUUUCUCCGAAUAAAAAACAAGCAAAAGAAGUUUCAAACGAUGAAGUUCGUUCUGAAGUUUCAAACCCCAAUAUUUCUGCAACAGAACAUGCACUAACUUUUCAUGAUAUCAGUAGCCAACCGACUGAAUCGGCAGAUGUUAACCAUGCAGAGUGUGGGGAACUAACUUCUACUUGUUUUGAGAAUUCUAGUUCUCAUGAGACUUUGAGUGAUGAAGCCGGUAAUCAGAAUAAUGAUAACGAUAAUAAUAAUAAUGUUUAUGAGAAUGAUAAAGGCACGAGUAGCACGGCAGUGAUGUCCUGUGUUGUGAUGGAAAUCCCGAAGCAUGUUAGUUCAUCUGGUAUCAGAAAGAUUACUUUUAAGUUUAGUAAAAAGAAGGAGGACUAUGGUUAUCAAACACCUAUACCUGAUGGAAAUGGUUAUGGCUUUCAUGGGGAUGAUGAAGAAUAUUUGGCAAAGGAUGAUUGUAAUAGUGGGUUGUUAGAGAGUUCAUAUGGCAUGGGAUAUGUUCCUGAUGGAUAUGGAGAUAUGGAGUUGUAUUCUGGAAAUAUGGAAUUGAAAAUGUCAAAGAAAGUUGUCCCCAACAACUUCCCCACAAAUGUCAAAAAGCUGUUAUCAACUGGUAUCCUUGAUGGAGCUGCAGUGAAAUAUAUUUACAAUCCCGGAAAGGUUGAGCUCGAAGGGGUUAUUGGUGGUGGUGGAUAUUUGUGUGGCUGUUCAAUGUGCAGUUACUCCAGAGUGCUCAGUGCCUAUGAGUUCGAGCAGCAUGCUGGUGCCAAGACUAGACAUCCAAAUAAUCACAUAUUCCUAGAAAAUGGAAAACCAAUUUAUAGCAUUAUUCAUGAAAUAAAAACUGCUCCACACAGCAUGCCAGAUGAGAUUAUAAAGAAUGUGGCUGGUUCAUCUAUCAACGAGGAAUCCUUCCAGGUUUGGAAAGAAAGUCUCCUACAAAGCAACAGGAAGGCUCCAACUCGUAAAAAUUACAGUACAAAGUUUGUUGGCAUGCCUCAUACAAACAACAGUCAUUAUGUAGAAAAUGCAAGCCACGUCUCAUCUUUGCAUGGGCGAAAUCAUUUUGAGCAGCAAAUGUACGUGAACCAAACAACUGAUGAGUGGAAACGUGUGGUGAAGAAGCCAAGCUCCUGCAUUUCCAACCUAGGUAUACCACAAAAGAGAAGUGCUGAUGGUUGCACUAAGAAGAGGGACAAUGAUUUGCACAGGUUACUUUUUAUGCCUAAUGGCCUACCAGAUGGUGCUGAGUUGGCUUAUUACGUCAAAGGACAGAAAUUACUUGGAGGUUACAAACAGGGAAAUGGUAUAGUCUGUGGUUGCUGUGAUAUAGAGAUAAGCCCUUCACAGUUUGAAGCCCAUGCUGGAAUGGCGGCUAGACGUCAACCUUACCGCCACAUAUAUACUUCCAAUGGACUGACACUUCAUGACAUAGCUCUCUCUUUAGCAAAUGGUCAAAACCUUACCACGGGAGAUAGUGAUGAUAUGUGUGCAAUAUGUGGAGAUGGAGGAGAUUUGAUUCUAUGCAAUGGAUGUCCUAGGGCCUUUCACGCAGCCUGCUUGGGUUUACACAGUGUACCAGAUAGUGGUUGGCAUUGUCUAAAUUGUAAUGAUAAUACUGGUAAUGGAAGAGGUGCGAGGCCAAUCAUGGUACGGUUGACACGGGUUGAUAAAGCACCAGAUUAUGAAAUGGGUGGAUGUGUUGUUUGCAGGGAAUAUGAUUUCAGUGUUGCUAAAUUUGAUGACCGAACAGUAAUAAUUUGUGAUCAGUGUGAGAAGGAGUAUCAUGUUGGUUGCUUGCGGGAUAUUGGACUGUGUGAGUUGGAAGAGCUUCCCAAGGAUAAGUGGUUUUGUUGUGAUGACUGCAAUCGAAUCUAUGUGGCUCUACAGAGUUCAGUUUCCGCCGGAGCAGAUACUAUACCACCUUCAUUGUCUGAACUAAUAAUUAGGAAGCACGAGGAAAGGGGAUUAUGUACACAUGGAGAUGUGAAUGAUAUUCAGUGGAGAAUUUUAAGUGGGAAAAGUCGUUAUCCUGAGCAUUUACCGUUACUUUCACGAGCUGCUGCAAUUUUUCGAGAGUGUUUUGAUCCCAUUGUUGCUAUAUCUGGUCGGGACCUGAUUCCUGUUAUGGUCUAUGGGAGAAAUAUUUCUGGCCAAGAAUUUGGGGGAAUGUAUUGCAUCGUUUUAAUUGUGAAUUCUAUUGUAGUAUCAGCCGGACUUCUUAGGAUUUUUGGCUGCAAUAUUGCUGAGCUUCCUCUGGUAGCUACAAGUAGAGAGCAUCAAGGAAAAGGUUAUUUUCAAGUGCUGUUCUCUUGCAUAGAGCGGUUGUUGUCUUCUCUAAAUGUAGAAAAGCUGGUGCUCCCAGCUGCAGGGGAUGCGGAGUCAAUUUGGACAAAGAAAUUAGGCUUUCACAAGAUGAGUGAAGAUCAGUUAUCAAAAUAUCUUAGAGAGGUGCAGCUCACCCUCUUCAACAAAACUUCAGUGCUGGAAAAGACAGUGCAGCUGGCGACAGAAUGAUGCUUUAUCUGGCGUUGUAACUAAUUUUUGGUCAUUUAUUCAAUUUUUUAGCAUUUUUCCUCACUGUAACAUUACUGCUAUGUUCUUGCACCUUAGCUUUAUUGUUUUUCCUUUCUCCUAUAUUUUUUUUUUGGAGUAUAUGGGUGGUUGUGGCAGCCGGCCAUGUCUCCUUCUUCUUGUACAAUGUAGUGUAGGAUAAAUGGGGAACGUGACCUAAAGGAUAGAAGUUGAGGUUUGAAAGAGAGAGCAUGCUGACCAAUUUUUUCAUUAGCAUGCAUGCGCGCUAUAAAAUUUUACUGUAUUGAAUUUUGUGUUUUCUUUAAAGAUCUUGCAUCUUCGUGGUGAAUUGACAUCCAUGAUUGUUGGC